CUUGUAUCUGUCUGAAGAUAACGUCGCAACGGACAUUAUUCUUCCGGGGAACCCAACCAGCGAGAUUCAACAACUUCGUCUUCGAAAGUUUGGUCUUUUAGAUUUUCCUUCACACGGCUCUCAGAUUCUUAAAAGGCAGAGGCUGUUCAAACGACUAUAGCUCGGAUUUUUUAUACCUCCUGCUUUCCCUGGAAUGUUGCUGUGUUAUGAUAUAUGGAGGAGUUCUCUGAGGAAAUGGGAUAUAUUCUUUGAUGGGUUUCCAUCUACUAUUUAGGUCGCACCCCAUUGGGCCUAUUAGGGAGUGGUUGUUCUUGACAAGGUGCUUGUACCUUCUUAUUGGAAGUUUGGAACUCUGUUAUCUGUCCACAGAAGGGUUCUUCAGUUUUUUACAUGGCUGGUUUUCUUGAUUGCUUAUGCUUUGUUGGUUUGAGAUAUUUGUUUCUCUAAUUUAUUAUUAUUAGAUCAAUUUGGAAUUCUUUUGGUUCAUUCUCAGCUUAGAGCAUGGUUUCCUGUUUCAAGAAAUACAAGAUGGUGUCUUUAGAAAUUGAUGCUAAAAACUGAGAUGCUCCUAAGACUUGUUUCCUGGAAUUGGGUUUUGAUUUAUUUCGGAAGUGGUUUUUUAAGUAUUCAAUGUUAUGAUUUUUUCCAUGCUUGGUUCGAGGGUCUUUGAUUCUUAGAUUCAGGUUUCUAGAUUUUGGACUCAUGGAAAUUGUUUGCUUUGGGGUUUUUAUGUUUAGAAUUAAAAUAAAGAGAAAAAUCUCCAUUGUGGAAUUUGGCUAGUUCAUAUCUGUUGAAGGGAGAGUGGAAAUGGAUUUGUGGGUGGUUGCUGUUGCAGCUAGUGCUGGAUGUUUAGCUAAGUAUUUGCGAAAUCUUUCAAGGGAUGGUAGCUUACCAGAACUGUCUCCCGGGGACCAGAACUGCGGGAAACCCAAAUUCCCAGAUUGUUCCUCCCAUAGAUUUGCACAUAGAAAGAAACUAGGAGAUCAUAUUUCUAAGGAGAGGAAAGGGGUUUCUGAUGGAAGGCUUUCAGAUGUAUACCGAGUAGAUGGUGCUUUGGCAGCAGAAGUGGCUUCCACUAGUGGGUCUGAUGUUGAAAGGUUGGGACGUAUAGACAUAUAUGAAGAUAGAAAUGCACUCUCUGUAUCCAGCAUACUGCCAAGAUGCCCAACAAAUGAUGAUAUUGUGAAGCAUGAGGCUGGAAAUAGGUCAAGUGGGGAUAUCAGUGAUAAUUCUGCCUAUCCAUUACGAGUUCCUUCUGCUGGGAUGGGUUCUUUUCAUGGUUCUUCGAGGAAUAGAAGCUCUCUUAGAGCUAAACGUUCAUACAGUCAUUUUAUUAAGCCUCUAAGAUCCUCAGGAAGUUGUCUUGUGGCUCAACUAUGCAAGGAACAUGCUGAAAUGGAAAAUUAUAUAUUUAGUUCUCUUCCAUCACCAUCCACACAAUCUAUGGGACCAUUAUUUGUUACCGAUGGAAGCGGAAUAUUAAGCAUAGCAAAUACUCAUUUUCUAAAUGCACAAAUUGGAUUCGAGGAAGACAAGGUGCUUGGAGACACCUGUUUUGUUAAGAAUGAAAAUAUGUAUGGCAUUCCUUUGCUACCGGCAAUCGGGUCUUUGGAGUUCUUGACUAGGAUGAAAAAGACAAGAACGUGUGGGAGUGGAAGGUUGAGCAGCUCCAUCAAAAUGGUCGGUGGAACGCACGUACAUGUCCAUUCACAAGAAGGGUCACCAGAUGGAAUUAUUCUAUUCGUUCUUGGGAUUUAUCUUGGCAUAAUAUCUUCUAUCAUAACAAAUAAAAGAGAAGUAGACAAUCUGAAAGAGUUGUUGAAGCAGACUCAAAACUUUGUACAAGAUCUACAAGAUGAACUGGAGAUGAAAGAUUCAAUUGUAGUGAAAGAGCUAGAUAACAAAAACUAUAAAUCACAGAAUCCUUCUGACAACUCCUACGACAUGGCUUUAACAACAGUUUCCACUGAACCGCAUACAGAAAGUUCAACAAAGUAUGCUGAUAAAAAAAUAUAUGAUUGGACUGUGGAGGAGAGCUCUGAACCUAUGAGUAAGAUUGAAGCAGAACUUGAAGCAGAACUUGAGAUGUUGGAACUAAACAUAAACGCGUCUAGUUUGGAUAGAAGACUUUCUGAUCUUGUUGAGCUUGACCCGGACUUUGUAGCAGAUUUUGCUCAAGGUGAGUUGAGAGCAGACAUGAUCAAUGACCGAGCUGCACAACCCGAGUCAAAUGAAGAUGCAAGGGACACCUCCACCCCUCACUCUGGAAAUUAUGCUGUUUCACCACGAGAACUGAGCUUGCGUCUGCAUGAGGUUAUACAAUCCAGGCUUGAAGAUCGUGUGCUGGAGCUUGAGACAGCGCUCCAAAACAGCCAGAGAAAGUUAAACCUCAUGGAAUCAGGGCCUGCGAAUUCUUGGAAGGAGUUUUCUAGAUGUGAACGGGUAUAUUCCUCUGUCCGAGAAAGUUCAAUUGCUCAAAAAUGCAAUCCUCUUGCCCAGCCUCUGUUUUUAGACGCAGACAGUGAGGCUUAUAUAGACUUAGUUAAGACAGAUGAUUCGGAAUACCAGGUAUUACCAUCAAGAGUCUAUGAAAAUAUCCAUCAGAAGGGCUUCAAUCAAUUGGGUGAACAUGCAUACAGGCAUUAAAAUGGUGGGAUGGGGCGUUCCAAGCCACAUCUCACAAUAGAUGACGACAUGUUGUCUCUGGAGUUCCAAGCAUUUGACUUGAAGGUUGUUGGCGUGGAUGAAGAUGGAAAGAGUGAUUGGGAUGAUGAUGAAAUUGAGCAGCAGCAGUUGAUCAAGCAGAUUGUGGAGGAAAGCAAGAAAGGUUCUCCUGUUGUUCUAAACGUACAAAGAGUUGAGUUCUUAGUGGACGAAAAUUGAGGCACCUGAAUGAAAUCUAAUUAAGAAUAGUUAUACUGAA
Molecule: messenger RNA, 2923 nt
Organism: Juglans regia (Persian walnut)
Lineage: Eukaryota; Viridiplantae; Streptophyta; Magnoliopsida; Fagales; Juglandaceae
Exons: 4
Coding region: 808-2646 (612 amino acids)
Biological process (GO): asymmetric cell division
Source: RefSeq, a predicted model, not a curated record